AUGGUGGAAGAUGGCUCAUGGCCAGGAGAUGUCUCCAGCAUGCUCCGUUCUAGCUUGAGUUUAAAGUGUGCAGUUCAGGGCGAGAGGCCCACCAUCAUGCAGACCCAGUGGACCAGCCAGACCGUCCGCAUGAGGUACAUCGACUUGUUUUUUGUAUCGCUCUACUCGGUCACAGGCUUUGGCCUCCAGGGAGAGAACACCAUCGUCUUGGCAGAAGUUGCAGGUUAUGUUCGCUCGCACGGCAAGCCAUACGUCAUCGCAGGUGACUGGGACAUGGAGAUUGACGAGGUCGCCGAGAGCGGCAGCCACACCUACCUCCACGGCGUGUUUCGAGCAGCACCUGAGGAGGCCCCUGGUGGAGCCAGGACCAUCGAUUUCUGUCCGUGA
Messenger RNA from Prorocentrum cordatum, 387 nucleotides. NCBI's taxonomy places the organism in Eukaryota, Dinophyceae, Prorocentrales, Prorocentraceae. The record is from the annotation of a GenBank genome assembly.